AGUAUUUCCCAUGUCAUCAAAAGUUAAAGCGCGCAAGUCAUCAACGGCGUCAAAAAGUACUAUUUCAAUGGCUGGAACGACAUCUACACCUGGACAAAACGCGAAUGGCAUCAACGAUGCAGCCUCUAUGCCACCACCCAAGGAUCCCCCGCAACAUUUAGCAAUGCUAGAACCAGAGAUGACGGCGCUUUCGGGUUGUUUGAGGAAUGCUGUCAUAAAGACGGGACAGCUAUACGGAUUUCAUGCAGAUUCUCGUAGACUCGGUAUUCAUAAGUAUGCACCGAACCCUCCUCGAACCCUUAUCACCUCCCUCGGUCGUGAGGUUGAGAAAUACGACCAACUAUGCGACGCAAUGGAGUCUCAUCUGCUUCGAGCAAUUUACCUCCUUCAACGAGAUUUAGCCCGUGAACAGCGUAGUAUAAAAGAAGCUGAAAAUGCAGCCAUAUCAACCAGAACACGCUCAAAGUCCCUGUCCAAAUCUCCAACUUCAACUCGUGUUCCGCUACCGUCCUCAGAGGGCCCAUCUGAAUCAACAAACGCUCCACCUCAAGGUCCAUCGCAAUCUCCCCCCACUUCAGCUGGCGCACCAGGGCGCCGUCAAUCCGCCAUCUCGCUUUCC
Serpula lacrymans var. lacrymans S7.9 is the source of this 619-nucleotide messenger RNA. RefSeq lists its product as uncharacterized. The record is from RefSeq and is a predicted model, not a curated record. The transcript has 4 exons. The annotation marks the transcript as partial. Lineage: Eukaryota; Fungi; Basidiomycota; Agaricomycetes; Boletales; Serpulaceae.